CAUCCAAUCCAAUCCAAUCUAAGUUCUAAGAUGUUGCUGCAGGCAGUGCGAAGUUCUGUAAACUUUAUAAAAGUGUUUCCAAGUUGUAUGUGCCAUUUAGAUAGGGCCAAUUUAUCGAAUGUAAGGUUAAGGAUCUCCAGCUCUAACUACAGCACGCAUUCCGGGCCAAAAGGAGUGUCGUUGUCGUACGCAUCCUACGAAUCGACGAGCACCGAGUGUUCAAGAGCACCUGUUGUCAUAUUGCACGGUCUUUUCGGUAGCAAGAACAACUGGAAGAGCAUAUCGAAAUCCAUGGUUAGGACAACUGGACGCAAGGUGUACGCCCUGGACACGAGGAACCACGGCGACAGCCCCCACACAGAGGACAUGGACUACCUGCUGAUGGCCACGGACCUGGAGCUCUUCUGCAAGGAAAGGGGCCUGCAGGAGGCGGCCAUCCUGGGACACAGCAUGGGAGGCAGGGUGGCCAUGACCUUUGCGCUGACGCGACCCUCCAUGGUGGAGCGCCUGGUGGUGGUGGACGUGGCACCGACCUUCAUGCCCACCACCGUCGACGGUGAGGUGCUCACCUACCUCAGGGCCAUGAGGGAAACGCUGAAGCACAUCUCCCCCGAGAUGAGCUCUCCAGCCGCACGCAAGGAAGCCGAGAGACACCUGGGUAGCGUCGUCCAGGAGUAUGGCGUACUGCAAUUUCUCCUGACCAACCUUCGCAAGGGGGAGCACAGUUACGAGUGGCAGUUCAACGCCGAGACGCUGGAGUCGUGCAUGCGCAACAUCACCCAGAUGCCGGAGCUGAAGGGUCUGACCUACGAUGGUAGGGUACUCUUCAUCUGCGGACGCAACUCGAUCUUCGUCAGCAUCUCCAACAUGCAUGCAGCAGUGGAGUCGCAACAAGCAAUGCAGCAAGGAAGAGCAUCACGGUCCAAUCAGGGAACGGUUUCCGAAAGCCGACAUCGUGUACGUGGAAAACGCAGGCCAUUGGGUCCAAGCCGACAAACCCGCAGAAUUUCUAGAGCUGGUCACCAACUUCUUGAAAGAUGAUGACACAUGAGAGUCGCUCGUGUUUGCUGCUGCAUAAUGUCUUCGUCAAUAGGUUUGUUGGUAUAGUUCAUCUGUCGGGCUCGAAGCUCCUUGGAUGUUAACCGUUCAAGAAAAAUGUUUUACUUUUUAA
Ixodes scapularis (black-legged tick) is the source of this 1171-nucleotide messenger RNA. RefSeq names its product protein ABHD11. Gene Ontology annotation, cellular component: mitochondrion. The transcript is spliced from 7 exons. Bases 31 to 1041 code for a protein of 336 amino acids. Gene Ontology annotation, molecular function: catalytic activity. NCBI's taxonomy places the organism in Eukaryota, Metazoa, Arthropoda, Arachnida, Ixodida, Ixodidae. The record is from RefSeq and is a predicted model, not a curated record.